AAGCACCCCUGACCCGUGGACCUUCCAAGCCAACACAAGACUCCAAGAGCACUUCCAGCCUCCAGACACCACAAUGCACUUCUCCACCAUCCUUAUCGCUACCCUCGCCGCUGCCGUCUCGGCCGGCCCAACUAUGAAGCGCCAGGCUGCUUGCCCGGAGGUCGACAACAUCCCAGCCUGCGGUUACCCCUGCAUCGCCGACGCCGUCGCCGCUGUUGGCUGUGCUGAGACCGAUUACUCGUGCAUGUGUGGCAACUUUGACACGGUCCAAUCCGGCGCCACGUCGUGUGUCCUUGCCAACUGCGAUCUUACCAAUGCCUUGGCUGUGCUCUCUGCGGCUCGGGCCGUUUGCGAUGCCUGCGCUUGAGCAGCUGUUGGCAUCCUUGCUACCUGUACCUUAGGACCGGGAUCGCACCGGUGUGGAGGUACAGAUACAUAUCGGAUGGUCUGCUCCAAGUGUCAUUCAACAACUCUCCAGCAAUGCUAGCUACCUAGUAAUAAUACUGAGGAGGUUAUUCCCUUGCCUGUUCUCUGAUGCCCAAGUGAAGCUCCAUGAGGGUUAAUGAUUCCCUAUAGCCUCCAUCAGGAAUAGACGUCUGUUUUU
This is a messenger RNA of Chaetomium strumarium, 604 nucleotides long. RefSeq lists its product as uncharacterized. The record is from RefSeq and is a predicted model, not a curated record. The transcript has 2 exons. The coding region runs from base 74 to 367 and encodes 97 amino acids. NCBI's taxonomy places the organism in Eukaryota, Fungi, Ascomycota, Sordariomycetes, Sordariales, Chaetomiaceae.